Messenger RNA from Cyphellophora attinorum, 795 nucleotides. RefSeq lists its product as uncharacterized. Lineage: Eukaryota; Fungi; Ascomycota; Eurotiomycetes; Chaetothyriales; Cyphellophoraceae. The record is from RefSeq and is a predicted model, not a curated record. The transcript is spliced from 2 exons. Bases 1 to 795 code for a protein of 264 amino acids.
AUGUUGAUGAUCGUGCUGCCGCGGGCUGUUCUGGUCUCAAGAAAAUACUUCGAGCUAGCCAAACCUGCGGCACUGCGAGAAUCGAUGAUUGUCCUAGAUGAGUCCGAUGAUAGUCUCGAAAUGGAUAUUGCGAUUGCCGACAUCACAGUCUCAAAGGAUUUUCAGGUUGUGCAACAUCUCAGCAUGUACCGAGGCGUGACUCGGCCAUAUUUCGCUUCCUUAGAAGCUGCUCUUGCGGCUGUAACAAGCCUGCAGAAGCUAGUCCUUGGCGCACCCGACUCGACAUGCUUGCCCGGUUACAUUGGGCCCAAGUGGUUUGUUCAGAUCGAGGAGUCCGGCACGGAGAUUGACAAGCGGUUCGAUGUCGGGCUUGGUUCGAGUGGCGCUAGGGCCAUCAAGAUCAACUUUGAGGAUGACUUCGCUCUUCGUGGUGAUCGCUCUCGCGAAUAUUGUUGCUUCCUUGUAGGCGCUCUGGAAACCUGGUUGGCACGCGAGGAGGGCUUCGAAAUCUGCAUGGAGGAGGAGGUUUGCGGCGACAUGGCGCAGCCCUCCAUGGCGGGCUGGUGUUCGUAUCCGCACUUGUGGACCGCAGCUUUCAGCACUCGUAGGCAAGGUCUGGCCAUCAUACCAGGGAAAGACAACUCCAAUUACUCCGAGAACGGUACCCCGGAGAGCGUUAUUCCAAUCGAUCCCUCCUUCUUCAGAGAGGCACACAGACAUACUGCUCUUCAGAUGAGGCUACGAGAGUACAGAAAGACCUUCGCAAAAUGGUACACCGGCACGCACCGCGACUGA